GUCAAAUACAAAAAUUGCAUGGAGAUGGUGGAUGACAAAAAAAUUAAAUUUGAAAAAUAAUUUUUAACAAGAUCAAAUCAAGUGCUAAAAAAAUAUGAGCGACUCAGAUUCUGAUGAUGAAAAUUUUAUUCUAUAUGGCACACCACUGGAUCCUUUUGAAGAAGAUGAAGUUCCCUCAAAGAGGAAGUUCCAGCAGCCAGCCGACCAGUAUGCUGUGGAUGACCAUGGUCGGCGCAGGUUCCAUGGCGCCUUCACUGGGGGCUUCUCAGCUGGAUUUGGCAACACAGUUGGCACUCCGGAGGGAUGGACUCCUAGUAGUUUUAGAAGUUCUCGGCUGGAGAAGGCGCAGGCUUCUCAGAAGCAAAAACCUGAAGACUUUAUGGAUGAGGAGGAUCGUUCAGAAUUUGGUAUUGCACCUCGUCACAUGCAGACUAACCAUGAGUUUUCAGGGCGGAAGAGGCCAAGAGCACCACGGUUUCAUGAUGGGCCUAUACCAGGUGAACCGGUGCUAGAGCAAUUGGUCAGAGCCGUGCAUGAAACUGCUGCAGUGAAGAUGUUAAGGAGAAUGGGCUGGAAGGAAGGCCAAGGAGUGGGAGAUAGAGUCACUCACAGGGAGAAGAAGAAGAGUAAAGAACAGCACAAGGUGUAUGGAUGUUAUAUGCCACCUGAGAUGAGACAAGAACCAACACAGUCUUCAGAUAGUUCGGAUUCUGAAUUUGAGUACGAAACAUUAUUUGCGCCAGACGAUUAUGAGCCUUAUAUACUACAGAAGAAGAGCGAUCGUUUCGGUUUAGGCUAUAAGGGACUCAGUCGACACUCGGUGCUGGGCAACUUGGGAGGUGAUGAAAGAAGCCACUUAGUUAUGAAGGAAAAAGGCAAGAAGGUAUCAAUACGCGGACAAGCGUUCGGCGUGGGUGCCUUCGAAGCGGAUGACGAGGACAUUUAUGCCACACAAGACAUGUCGCAUUACGAUUUCGCUCUGGGAAAUCCCGCUGAGGCGAAAACGUCAAAGAAAAAUGUCAAAGCAAUCAAUGUGAUAGAAGGUUUCGUGAAAGCCACGCAGCCGAUGCCGUCGGUGCCGGCGUACGCCCCGCCGGCGCUGCCGCGCGACUACACGCCGCUCGCCGCCGGCACCAGACGGUCCAGGUUCGAACCCACGGCCGCUGUUCUGCACAGAGACCAGGGACUAGGACGGCACGAGCUCACCGCAGAAGCGCGGGGUGCCUUAUUAGGGGAAGUCCCUGUACCCAAAACACCAAUAGACACGCACGAUCCACCACAGACAACCUCGCAAACGCCGAGACAAACGGAAAUGUCAAAAUUCCUACAAAAAAAUAUCAACUUCAUCUCGCCAAAUACAGAAACUGUACAAGCUAAAUCAACACCUGACUUUAUAUCUAUAAAGGAUUCCGGCAAGGAACAAGUGGCACCCAUCUUCAAGCCGUUCGCAGGCGAUCCGCUCAAGCAGUCGAGAUACGAAAUGUACUUGCGGGACAAGGACAGCGUUAUGUUGGAGCGGGAGAGAGAUGCAGACAGACUGAGCGAGUGGGAGAGGAACAGGGAGAUGGUAGAGUUCGAGCAGGCGGCUAUAUUGUAUAGGCCUUUAAGUGGAGCUAUGGGAGAUAGAUUUACUCACGCGUCAGAACCAGACGACGCGCUGAAUCCCCUCUGCGCGGUCGCCAAGAGUUCCAUCAACUACGGUCUAGCCACGCCGGAGCAGGUAGAGGCGGCCAAGAUAGGCGCCUAUGGACUUAUAACGAGGAAGGAAUCAGCAUGGCGGCCGGAAGCUCUCGUUUGUAAGCGAUUCAACGUCCCCGAACUUGGAGGAGCUAGAGUUGAACCAAAAAAAGAUGGCAAGCCAAACGUUUCGUAUUCCAUUUUCUCUUACUUGGAAUCUUCUGUACACGACAAAGAGAGUUUUACUAAAGAACAGAGUAAAUUCGGUGGAUCUAAAUCAUUGAAUUUCGAAAAUAAGAAAGAUACAAGUCUUCCUAGCAAGGAAAAACAUAAUGAAGUUAUAAAUAUAGAGAAAGAUAAAGUUUCUGAUAUUAGUAUAGACAAACCAACGACCAGUCAAGUUAUUGUUUCUAAUACGAAUUCAAGUCAAGAAGGUAAUAAAAGAAUGACAGUAGUAGAUCUGUUUCUAAAAGAAUCUGAAAAAGAUUUACAGACAAAGCAGCAAGGUGCUGAAGUUACAGAAACAAUAGAAAAAUUCGAUAAAAUAGAUCUUUAUAAAGCAAUAUUUCUUAGUGACAGUGAAAAUGAGGAUAUAAAUGAUGAUGAUACGACAGCUAAAGAUAAAGAUGAUAAUGAUUUUAUAGUGAAGCCUAAAAACAUUGAACGUAACACCUCCCCACCCAGAGGUAUAUUUGCUAAUAUAGAUUUUGAUGAAAUCAACGCUUGGAGAAGACCAGAAAAUGAAAGCGGUGAUAAUAAAACUGUGGAAAAUAAUAUCCAAACCAAACCUGAAGAAACAAAAGAAAAGACUAUAGAUAGUAUAAAUGAUGGAGGAAAAGAAAUGACUGGAGAAGUAGAACAAGAGGAGACUUACGGUCCAAAAAUACCAGAAAACUUAAAAAAACGAUUAGAAUCUGCAGCGAUCAUAGAAAUAGAUAAUUUUAAACCGAUUUUUACGAAGAAAAACAAAUCUGACGAUGAUAAUUCGCUGUCCAGUUCGGACUCGUGGGUCGAAAUUAAAACUAAAUCGAAGAAAGACAAAAAAAAGAAAAGCAAGAAACAUAAAUCGAAGCACAAGAAAAGCAAAUCGAAACACAAGAAAAAAUUUUAGGGUAGAUAAGAAAAAGGGUAUUUAAAUAUUAUGUAUUAUUUAUUUAUUAAGUUAAUCUUGUAAAACUUGUAAAGAGAGUUGUUAAUAAAAAUUUUGUGCCACAU
Bicyclus anynana (squinting bush brown) is the source of this 2892-nucleotide messenger RNA. RefSeq names its product G patch domain-containing protein 1 homolog. The transcript has 11 exons. NCBI's taxonomy places the organism in Eukaryota, Metazoa, Arthropoda, Insecta, Lepidoptera, Nymphalidae. The coding region runs from base 95 to 2788 and encodes 897 amino acids. Gene Ontology annotation, molecular function: RNA binding. Gene Ontology annotation, cellular component: nucleus. The record is from RefSeq and is a predicted model, not a curated record. Gene Ontology annotation, biological process: mRNA processing.